AUGCAAACUAAUUAUGUCAUGCAAUAAAUAGCAAAUAUGUAAAUAGAAAUUGAAAUCAAAUUAUUAAUUGUAACAUUGAGAUAGGGAGUAAUAAAAAUAGCUGAGGGGGGAAAAGUGGGGGAAAGAGAAAAAAAAAAUUAAAAAUAGUUUGAAUUAGAAAAGUAAUAAUAACGUAAAUUAAUACUUUUAAUAUAAUCAAAUAUUGCUACUGAUCAUAGCAGAAAUAGACCAUUGAUUAUAACAAAAUAAAUAUAAUUAAUUGAAUCGAAAAUAAAUAAAUAGAAAUCAUAAAAAUUUAGUUUCACUAAAUUGAAUUAAACAUAAAUAAUUUUUAUCUAUUCAUUAAACAAGAAUAGCACCACAAUCAAUUUAUUAUUCCUUCACCCUUACUACAAUAUUCAAAAUACAUUGAAAUACUUAUUUGCCUUCUAAUCCUACAAAUAUAAACAAAAAAUGGGUUGCCAUACAUCUAAAUCAAAUAAACUCGAAGAUAAAAUUAACUAAAUUAUUACUAUUUAUUCUGAGAUUUUAGAUGAAAUAAGAGAAAAGAGACAGUAAUAUCUCGGUAAAUGUGGUAAUUUAGAAGAUGAUGAAGAUUUAAAUAGAAGCAACAAUAACAAUAACCUCAUAGCUGAUUUUGAUUUUUCUAAAAAGUAGACUUUCCAAACUCAGGUUUCAACUGGUGGAUUACCAAACAACUCAAUUUCUUAGAAGUCUACUACAAUGUUUGCUUCUAAAAAGUCUCUUGAAAAGGCUGAAUUACAAAGAAAAUCUACUAGGGCAGAUGUUUGGAGAUUUUCAAACCGUAAUAGUUUCGAGUAGCAAUAGGAUAAUAACAACCUAAAAGGCUUACCAAACAAAAGUAUAUUGAAAUCAGAAGACUUCACCUAAUAUAUGUUUUUCUUGAAGAACAUUAGCAACAAAUUUGAAAAAAUAAAUUAAAAAUAAUUGGAUUUAAUUGAAUCUUACUACAAUUCCGAUAAACAAGAUAUCCAAAUCGAGAUUAAGAGAUUACACAAUAAAAUUGAAAAUGCCUAAAAAAAGAAGACCUAGGUAGAAAAUUGCCUAAACAAAGUUCUUAACAAAGAGUAAUUUACUCCUCUUCCUGAUGGCUAUGUUGUUGCCAAUCAUUAUUGA
Messenger RNA from Tetrahymena thermophila SB210, 1137 nucleotides. RefSeq lists its product as hypothetical. NCBI's taxonomy places the organism in Eukaryota, Ciliophora, Oligohymenophorea, Hymenostomatida, Tetrahymenidae. The record is from RefSeq and is a predicted model, not a curated record. The transcript has a single exon.